Molecule: messenger RNA, 7215 nt
Organism: Rhincodon typus (whale shark)
Lineage: Eukaryota; Metazoa; Chordata; Chondrichthyes; Orectolobiformes; Rhincodontidae
Product: mucin-5B-like
Exons: 45
Coding region: 1-6444 (2147 amino acids)
Cellular component (GO): extracellular matrix
Molecular function (GO): protein binding
Source: RefSeq, a predicted model, not a curated record
AUGCCAAUGCCCCAGACAAUGCCAUCCCUCGGUCACAAUCCAAACCACAAUUUCCGUGUAUGCAGUACCUGGGGAAAUUACCACUUUAAAACCUUUGAUGGUGACGUUUAUUAUUUUCCUGGAACCUGCAAUUAUGUCUUCGCUUCCCAAUGUUUAAGUAGUUAUGAGGAAUUCAACAUCCAGAUGAGACGUUCCAUUGUCAAUGGCUUACCAAGGAUCACUCACAUUGUCCUGAAAGUUGAUGGAUCAGUUAUUGAAGUACAGAAUUCAGUUACUUUAGCUGAUGAUAAUGUUGUGACAUUACCUUACACCCAUUCUGGGAUUGUGAUUGAGAAAGUCAGUAAUUAUAUCCGUAUCACCGCAAAGAUCGGCUUGACUCUCAUUUGGAAUGGAGAUGACGCCCUCACGCUUGAACUGGGCCAACAGUUUGUCAACACAACAUGUGGGCUCUGUGGUGAUUUCAAUGGCAUACAGGAUAAUGAAUUUUUUUUGAAUGGAUACCACCUGACUCCUAUCCAGUAUGGAAACUUACAGAAACUGAAUGAUCCCAAGGAGCAAUGCAAUGAUGUAUCUUCAUCUGAUAAUGAUAAAAAUUGUUCAAAUUUUGAAUCCAUGUGUGAAAGAGCUCUCACAGAUCCAGGUUUUUCCAACUGCUAUGAUAUCUUAGAUUUAGCACCUUUUAUCAAGAGCUGUAUGCUGGACUUAUGCCUGUGCAAGGAUUCAGAAAAUCCAUCAUCCUGCAUGUGUAAUACUUUAUCAGAAUUUUCUAGACAAUGUGCUCAUGUUGGAGGUAAACCCAGCAACUGGAGAAGGAAAGAAAUGUGUGAGAAGACAUGUCAAUUUAAUAUGACCUAUGAGGAGUGUGGUAUUCCAUGUGCGGACACAUGCUCAAAUCCUGAUAGGAGCCAGAUGUGUGAGGACCACUGCAUUGAUGGCUGCUUCUGUGCUCCAAAUACUGUUUUUGAUGAUAUUUCCAACACUGGAUGCAUUCCAAAAGAACAGUGUCCCUGUACCUACAAUGGAUUAUCCUAUGCACCUGGAGAGUCUUAUUCCACCAAAUGCAGUAAAUGCAAUUGUAAUGGAGGACAGUGGUCCUGUACUGAUCUAUCUUGCCCUGGGAUCUGCUCUGUUGAGGGGGGAGCUCAUAUUAAUACAUUUGAUGAAAAGCAAUACAAAUUCCAUGGGAAUUGUCAUUAUGUUCUUGCUAAGGACUGCAAUAAUACUUUCUUCACUGUCCUUGGAGACCUGCAUCAAUGUGGCAUUACUGAAUCUGAAACAUGCUUAAAGUCUGUAUCACUGACUGAACAUAGAUCUCAAACUGUAAGUCAGAUCAUUACAAUUAACCCCAGUGGCCGUGUGUCUGUCAAUGGAAUCUUUACAGAAUUGCCUUUAACCGUUGCUAACCUCACCAUUUUCAUGCCCUCGAGUUUCCAUGUUAUCAUUCAUACUUCUUUUGGGCUGCAGCUCCAGGUACAGUUGGUGCCUAUCAUGCAACUUUAUAUAACGCUGGAUUCUGUCUUCAAAAGUCGGAUGUGUGGUCUUUGUGGAAACUUCAACAAUGUACUCAAUGACGAAUUUAAAAUAGUCAGUGGUCUUGUGGAAGGAACACCUGCUGCCUUUGCAAAUACCUGGAAGACUAAAGCCAGCUGCCCUGACAGAAAAGAUAUUCAUGAAAAUCCUUGCUCCCUCAGUGUCGUAAAUGAAAAGUAUGCUAAGCAUUGGUGUGGCCUACUAUUAGCUGACAACUCUACAUUCACUCAGUGCCAUUCACAUGUCAACCCAAAUCAAUACUUUGAGCAAUGUAAAUAUGACAGCUGUAACUGUGAAAAAAGUGAGGACUGCAUGUGUGCUGCCCUUUCUUCUUAUGUUCAAGCCUGUGCAACUAAAGGGAUCGUCAUUUCCAAUUGGAGGAUGAAUGUAUGCUCCAAAUACCUCACCUGUCCCAAGACUCUCAUCUACAACUACAAUAUGACAAGCUGCCAUCGCACUUGCAAGUCCCUAGGAGCACCAGAUAAAACAUGUGAGAUUGACUUUGUGCCAGUUGAUGGAUGUGGUUGUGCUACUGGAACCUACAUGGACGAAACUGGCAAAUGUGUACCACCCUCCAGCUGUCCAUGCUAUUAUAGGGGGUUGACAGUGCCAGCAGGAGAGGUCAUUCAUGAGGAAGAUGCCAUGUGUACCUGCAAUCAAGGGAAGCUGGAGUGGAUUGGAAAAGAAUUAAAACUUCAAGCCUGUGUUGCUCCCAUGGUUUACUUUGACUGCAAUAACGCUUCAGCUGACAGUGUUGGUACCGAAUGUCAGAAGAGUUGCCAAACCCUUGAUAUGGAGUGUUAUGCCACAGGUUGUGUUUCUGGAUGUGUAUGUCCUGAAGGUUUAGUUUCUGAUGGAAGUUGUGGCUGUAUCCCUAUAAAUCAGUGCCCAUGUACACAUAAUGGAAUUCAGUACCAUUCUGGGGACAUUGUGCAGGUGGACUGUAACUCAUGUGAAUGCAAGAAUAGAUUGUGGACCUGCACAAACCAACAGUGUCAUGGGACAUGUAUGAUCUAUGGAGAUGGGAACUACAUCACUUUCGAUGGAAAACGUUACAACUUUAAUGGCAACUGUGAAUACAUUGUUGCACAGGAUUAUUGUGGAAAUAACACUUCUGAUGGCACCUUCAGAGUAAUCACUGAAAACAUGCCUUGUGGGACCACUGGAACAACAUGUUCUAAAUCAAUUAAAAUCUUCUUGGGGAACUUGGAAAUAAAACUCUCAGGUGGAAAGUAUGAAGUGGUGAAGUUUGGUAGCGGCAAACACAUUCCUUAUGAAGUGCGUUAUCUUGGCAUUUACCUUGUAAUUGAAGCUAAAAAUGGAUUGGUAUUGAUCUGGGACAAGAAAACAAGCUUGACCAUUAAACUCAGUCACUCCUUUCAGGGUACCAUCUGUGGAUUGUGUGGUAAUUAUGAUGGCAAUGUACACAAUGACUUUACAACCAGAAACCAGUUGGUGGUUGUAAACAAGGAGGAGUUUGGAAACAGCUGGAAGUUGUCACCUGCUUGUCCAAAUGUAAAGAAAAAUGAAGACCCUUGUUCAAUUAACCCUCAUCGAGAUGCAUGGGCUCAGAAACAGUGCAGCAUCCUCAAGGAUAAACCGUUUCUGGCUUGUAAUUCUCAGGUUAAUCCAACUCCAUAUUAUGAAGCUUGCGUACGGGAUGCAUGUGCCUGUGACUCUGGUGGAGAUUGUGAAUGUUUGUGUACAGCUAUUGCUGCUUACUCUUUGGCCUGCAGUACUGUUGGGGUGUGCAUUUCCUGGAGAAAUCCUGAAUUUUGUCCUCUGUUUUGUGACUAUUACAAUCCUGACGAUGAGUGUGAAUGGCACUAUGCACCUUGUGGCAUUCCCUGUUUGAAAACUUGCCGAAAUCCUGGUGGAGCGUGCUCCAAGAUUAUCCCCAAACUUGAAGGCUGCUACCCAGACUGUCCUGAUGAUAAGCCAUUUUUGGAUGAGGACAGAAUGAAAUGUGUUGAUUUGGACCACUGUCCCUGCUAUGUUAAUGGGAACCACUAUGAGCCAGGCCAUAUUGUGCCAAGCACUCAGAACUGUGAAUCAUGCUCACUCUUCGGGAGACCUCAGCUGCCUGUUCUUGACGAUGCUGCUACGGAUACUGAGGGACCUCCCUCAUUGCUUGCUCUUCCUGCAUUGGGCCAUGAUGCCAUCACUGCUGCUGCUACUGAAGCUGCUGCCUCCCUGAUCCCUCCUACUUCCCCAGAACGGUCCCGGGCAGAACUCACUCACAUGCUGAGAUACCACCACACCGAGCCGAGAUACAAUGAAACAUGGCUACUCUGUGAAUGUUUAAUGGCAACAUGCAUAGAAAAGAAUAUCAUUUCUAUACAACCUGUGGUCUGUCCAACUGUUGAACCUGUUGAAUGUGCCAAUGGCCAUGAACCUGUCAAAGUGUAUGACAAAAAUGGUUGUUGUUACCAUUAUGAGUGUGACUGCUACUGCAAUGGAUGGGGAGGCUCACAUUUUGUUACAUUUGAUGGCCAAUAUUACACCUAUGAUGGAAAUUGUACCUAUAUCCUUAUGGAAGAAACAAACCCAUCACCUACCAACUUUGGUAUUUACAUUGACAACUAUCACUGUGAUACUCAAGACAGUGUCUUGUGCCCACGUGCUAUUAUAGUGAAAUUUGAAGAACUAGAUAUACAGAUCACAAAUAUUGAUCCAACUGGAAUUCAGCACUGGGUAACUGUCAAUGACAGCAUUGUGUCACUACCCUAUUCAAGAGAUGAUGUGAAAAUCUCCAGCUCAGGCCUUAAUGUGAUGCUUGAAAUUCCUAAACUAAAGGCAUUUGUUACCUUCAAUGGUUUAGUUUUUUCAAUUAAACUUCCAAGUGAAAUAUUUGGAAAUAAUACACAGGGGCAGUGUGGGCAGGCAGUGGUAACUUCCGUGGGUAAAUCAGACCUGUGUAAUUUCACUCUCUGUACCAAGAGUUGCGAGACUAUAAAGUACACAGGCAAAUGUCAAACCACCACAGCACCUACCACCACUCCAUCCGAAAGUGCAACAACAGUUACAGUAACUCCCAGCUCCACAGAAACAACAAGAUGCUCUUGUCACGUGAAUGGCCAAGCAUUAUCACCUGGGCAGGCAGUGGUAACUUCCGUGGGUAAAUCAGACCUGUGUAAUUUCACUCUCUGUGCCAUGAGUUGCGAGAUUAUAAAUUACACAGGCAAAUGUCAAACCACCACAGCACCUACCACCACUCCAUCCGAAACUGCGACAACAGUAACAGUAACUCCCAGCUCCACAGAAACAACAAGAUGCUCUUGUCACGUGAAUGGCCACGCAUUAUCACCUGGGCAGGCAGUGGUCACUUCCGUGGGUAAAUCAGACCUGUGUAAUUUCACGCUCUGUACCAAGAGUUGCGAGAUUAUAAAGUACACAGGCAAAUGUCAAACCACCACAGCACCUGCCACCACUCCAUCCGAAAGUGCAACAACUGUAACAGUAACUCCCAGCUCCACAGAAACAACGAGGUGCUUUUGCGAUGUGAAUGGACGGACCUUCUCUCCUGGGGAGAUUGUAUAUCAUUCCCGAGACAAAGAAGGCUGGUGUUUUUAUGCAUUAUGUUCAGAAAACUGUCGUAUUGUGAAGUACAUGGAACCAUGUGGAAAACCCACAUCAUCCCUGCCAACUAUGGAGUCACCCACACCAACAACAAUGCCACCAGGAGGUUGCUCAGCUCUGCACCCUCCAAGAGCCGUGAAUGAAACUUGGAAGCUUGGAAAUUGUACAGUGGGAAUCUGUACAGGAAACAACAACGUUUCUGUGGUUCCAGUGAAGUGUCCACCCGUUAAUCCAGUUACAUGUCAAAAUGGACGGCAACCCAAAAGAGUUUACGAUCAGUCUGGCUGUUGUUAUCAGUAUAAAUGUGACUAUUGUAUAGCACCUGAUGGAAAACCAAUACAGGUUGGUGAAACAUGGCAACAUAAUUGUCAAGACUGUUCCUGCGACAAUGCAACGUUGAGCAUUGUUUGCAAACCCCACAAAUGCUCACUCGAACCACCAGUGGUAUGCAAAGGCCAAGGUUUUGUGCCAGUAGUCAAAAGAAAUGAAAGUGAUCCAUGCUGUCCUGUGACUAAGUGUGAAUGUAAUGUGACCCACUGUCCCACUUUGAAAUUUGAUUGCAAACCUGGAUAUGAACCAGUGUACCAUAUUAAUGAAGACAAAUGUUGUCCAAGUUACAAAUGCGAGCCAAAGCCAGUGUGUGUGUUCAAUGACACUGAGUACAAGCCAGGAAUGGUUAUUCCUCAGGGCCCCUGUGAGAACUGCAAAUGUACCAAUAAAACUGAUCCAUCAACACAGCACAAAACUAUUGAGUGUACUACCAUCCCUUGUGAUUCUCAUUGUCCACCAGGUUUUAAGUAUAAGGAGGUGAAAGGACAAUGCUGUGGGAAGUGUACACAGGUUGACUGUAUAAUUGAGGUCCCAAAUCAACCACCAAUAAUCCUCCAGCCUGGAGCUGUAAUGUCAGAUUCAAAGAACAAUUGCACUAAAUAUGAGUGUAAGAAAAUAGGAUCUCACUUUGUUCCAAACAUCUAUCAUCAAAGGUGUCCCCAACUGGAUCCUGAUAACUGUGAACCUGGAACAAUGCACAUGGACUCAGAUGGCUGUUGUCAGAAAUGUAUCCCAAAGACAUGUACAGUUUCUCAAACCACAACCUAUAUCAACCAUCAAGGAUGUCGAUCUAAACAAAACGUAUCGAUGACUUACUGCGAAGGGCGGUGUUUGACCUAUUCUAUGUAUUCUCCUGAGGCAAAUACGAUUUCUCAUAACUGCACCUGCUGUCAGGAAUUAGCGACUGGCAAGCAAAAUAUUACACUGAUUUGUCCAGAUGACACUACAAUUGAGUUCACCUACACCUAUGUGAAGAAUUGCGGCUGUGUAUCUACGAAAUGUUGAGAACCUACCAAGCACUUAUCAGAAACUCCAGCUCAUUUGGAGGACCCAAUACAUUUAAGAAAAAAGUGUAAAAAUGUCGAAAACAUGGUGUCUCGGAUAACCAAUAAAUGCAAAAUAGACCAAAUCUUUCAAUAGAAUUUUAAGCCAAAUGCUAAUAUGAAUAUAGAUGUUGGUGACAUGAAUUCUACGUACUUUAGAGUAAAUACUGCAAUAUAUUUUUCAUCAUUUCAUUUUCUUACAAUCAAUUCAAAAGUGUCCAUGCAGAAAUGAAAGGUUUACCUCACCUUCUCUAGAACAAAAUCCCUAUAUAUCAGUCAACUAAACAACAUGGCAGCACUGUUGAUCACAGCCUACAGUGAGAUGAAGAACAGCAAACUAUUGUUUCUAGUCUUAUUCUGAUGGCAGUGACUGCAGCUGUUGCUUUGAAACAAAAUAUUUUUUCAGAAAAUCUGAAAAGUUUGAAAUACUUGAGUUGCAGAGCUAUGGUGAGAGAUGUCCUAUAAAAAUGGAGUUUCAGCAACUCCACAUUGCAAUCGCAAUAAAUGGCUUAAACUUACUCCUCUAGAUGAGGUUAGGCAUUCCAAUUACAGCCAUGACUCUCAAUUUCUACCUAUUCCUUUAGGUUAAUGGUAAACACAGUGUCACCUCACCCUGUUUUUUUCAUGCAUGGUAUGUCUGCAUUCUCAGUACAUGUUAGCUUCUUCUUUGAGCUUUACUGUGAACUUUUCUUUUUGUCAUGAUACUACUGGUCAAUAAAAGGAGUUAACUGCA